AUGAACCUUGCGACGGGAUGGGCCGAGCCAAACACGCGGGAUGAACAUGAGCUCAGACCCUCAGGAUGGGAUCAGGAUGAACAGGGUUCGCGCAUGGACAAAUCAGAAAUCCUCGUCCACAUCUCCGCGCCCAGCGGCGCCGUUGAUGAUGCUCGCUAUCGUGCUCAAGUCGAUGCCAUCCUGAACUUCCAAACUCACUCACAGACUAUUAGUUCACCGCCCCCUUCACACCGAGUCCCGACACAACUUGGCGCUCAGAAGGACUCGCUUGAGACCCCUCUUAGUGUCAUCCCCGACUCCCAGCCUCAACCAGCUGUCGACACAGAAUGCCUAACGCUCUAUCCAGAGCCAGAGCCAGAGCCACCUCAAAGCUCUUCAUAUCUCCCUUCCAAGCAUCUCCCUUUCAAGCGGCGUCGGGUGGAUUCCCAUCCACAGGCCCUCGGGCAUCUCCAACAUGAUGAAAGGCAAGCUGGAAACGUAGGGCAUCGCAACACCAUAACUGCACAUACCAGCCUUAUUGCCUCCCCAAACACGGUCAAUGCGGGAAAACAGCCACAGCCAACAAACACUAUAGCACAGUCAAAGUGCCCCACAAUACUCCUCUCCCUUCCCUUAGAAAUAAAACCACCCCCUCCCCCAAUAUCUGCAUCUCCUUUCACUACUCACAUCACACCAACACUCGAGAUGUUGACCACACGCCUCAAAUCUCCUCGAACAUACAGUCCUGCAGAGCAAACCAGGGACCUCGAUAACCUCGAACGGGGAUACUGGUAUCUCCGCCUGAACCUCAUUCCUUCAGGUCAGGAUAACACCAAAGCUCCAGCAGUAAACACAUCCGCACCCACGCCCUGGGACAUGUUUAUUUUCUCCAGAUUUUGGGCCUUCCUUUCAGAUUUCAUAAAGGAAGGCCGAGCUGGGUGGGGCGUAUGGUGUAUUCUUGAGGCCGAAGAUGAGGAGAACGAUAGUACCUUUCCAUCAAAAGAAGCAGAAGGGCACUCCAAUUCUACAGGCUCCGUCAAAGCCCGGCAAUUAGUGUCCCUAAAGGUCUUCACUUGGGGCGAAAUUGCUCGUCAUAUAUACCUCCUACUCUUCCUCGCCAGUGAACGGCAAGUCCGCAAAUUGGGUGCUCAGUGGUACGAUUCCCGCGGUAAAGUUGUUAUCCAGAUGCCGUAA
Molecule: messenger RNA, 1173 nt
Organism: Aspergillus versicolor CBS 583.65
Lineage: Eukaryota; Fungi; Ascomycota; Eurotiomycetes; Eurotiales; Aspergillaceae
Exons: 4
Coding region: 1-1173 (390 amino acids)
Source: RefSeq, a predicted model, not a curated record